This is a messenger RNA of Fusarium falciforme, 1323 nucleotides long. RefSeq lists its product as hypothetical. The transcript has 5 exons. Bases 1 to 1323 code for a protein of 440 amino acids. Lineage: Eukaryota; Fungi; Ascomycota; Sordariomycetes; Hypocreales; Nectriaceae. The record is from RefSeq and is a predicted model, not a curated record.
AUGGCAGGGCAAUCGGCAGCCCAGGCGCUGCUGCUCAGGUGCCUCUUCUUCCUGAUCGUCUUGUCCGUCCGAGCCGAGACGGAAAAGCCAGAUCUCCGAUGUCCGGAUUAUGUGGCUAACUACGCGCCUCUUGUCUGGCUGCAUUCUGAAGAUCCGUAUAUGCCCAGCGACUUGCUCGCCCAUCUUCAGCACACGACACCAACGGUGCAAGGCCAUGCAAUUAAUGGUAUACCUUCAAUUGAUCUCGGCAACUUGGGGACGCUUAACGAGUUUGGAGAUGAAGAUGUUGCUCUGGUAUCCAAAGAUGAUCCCUUUUCUUAUCCCAAAUGGAUUCUCGGCGAGGCACCAGACGAUGCUGGCAGGAUACACAAUGCCACACCUUGCGCCGUCAUUCUCGUAGAGAAGAAUGAGGUUGACCUGGAUGCGUUCUACUUUUACUUUUACUCGUACAACGAGGGUCCCAACAUCACUCAAGUCCUGGAGCCUCUGAAUCGUCUUGUUACAAGCGAAAAGGCCUCCGCAGGGAUGCAUUUCGGCAACCACGUUGGAGACUGGGAACAUAACAUGGUCCGCUUCCGAGACGGCAAACCUGUUGGCAUUUAUUACAGUCAACAUGUGGAUGGCGAGGGCUACGACUGGAAUGACGCAGCGGUUUCCAAAGCUGGUGACCGACCUAUCGUGUACAGUGCUCGAGGGUCUCACGCUAACUACGCUAUGCCUGGCGCACCCGUACACAAUGCGGCUUUGAUUGACUACUGCGACGAAGGGAAAAGAUGGGAUCCCGUCUUGUCGGCCUAUUUUUACAAACUCGACACCGACACCUUCACUCUUAUCCCCCUCACCCCUCCAAAGCAACAAUCUCCGAGAUCUUCCUUCAAUCACACGUCAUGGUUUGAGUACAAAGGACACUGGGGUGAUUUCCAGUUCCCUCAAUCCGAUCCUCGCCAAGAAACCAUCCCCCGCUUCGGAGUUCACCGCUUCGAGACGGGGCCGAACGGACCCCGAUUCAAGCACCUGUUGCGAAAAGGUCUUGUCCGAGAUCAAGCACGGAGAUUAAGCUGGACGGAGUGGGCUGUGGGUAUAUACAUGGCUUGGUAUCCUUGCUGUAUAAGAGGAUGGAGGAAAUGGAUUUCUGUGGGUGUGAUUAUCACUGCUUUCGCCGCCGUUGUGGUUGGCAUCAUACUUGGCGUUAGGAGGCUGAGGAAACCGAAAACUGUCUACACAAAACUACAGGCGGAGGAUAUCCAGAUGGAUGAGUGGAGGAGAGAUGAGGAGGCCUUGCUGUCAUCAUCUGAGGAUGAAGAUGACCGCCAUCGCCGGUAG